AUGAUUUCUUUCGUGUCCUUUUCGGCGUCUCUUCCUGCCAUUAAAUUCUCUGGCAAUGCCAUGGCUUCAUCGUCGUGCCGCGUCAAAUCCCGGCCAAUAGUCGCCUUCGCCACCGCUGAAGCUCGCUCUUCCUGGACGGAGCAACUGAGACCUUCGUAUCUGAACUCCUCUUACUUUUCGCUUUACGAUAUCCUCGGCAUCCCUUCCGACGCCUCUAACCAAGAAAUCAAGGCCGCGUACCAGCGACUGGCCAGAGUCUACCACCCCGACAUGGCGGCCAUCGACCGAAAAAACUCGUCUGCUGACGAAUUCAUGAAGAUCCACGCCGCGUACUCUACUCUUUCCGAUCCCGACAAGCGCGCUAACUAUGAUCGGAGCCUAUUCUGGCGACAAUGGUUGUAG
Messenger RNA from Glycine soja, 402 nucleotides. Its product is annotated as chaperone protein dnaJ 11, chloroplastic-like. Bases 1 to 402 code for a protein of 133 amino acids. The record is from RefSeq and is a predicted model, not a curated record. The transcript has 2 exons. Lineage: Eukaryota; Viridiplantae; Streptophyta; Magnoliopsida; Fabales; Fabaceae.